Molecule: messenger RNA, 2628 nt
Organism: Xenia sp. Carnegie-2017
Lineage: Eukaryota; Metazoa; Cnidaria; Anthozoa; Malacalcyonacea; Xeniidae
Product: protein white-like
Exons: 22
Coding region: 379-2355 (658 amino acids)
Cellular component (GO): plasma membrane
Molecular function (GO): ABC-type transporter activity; ATP hydrolysis activity; ATP binding
Source: RefSeq, a predicted model, not a curated record
UUCAGUUGCCGGAACUUUGAAAUCAAUUCAAUCUAAUCUCUGUUUUAAUGAAUCAAAGAAUGCAAAACCAAGACUUUAUACAAUACAAAAAUGUUACAAUGAAGUAUUUGGAAUACAUACAUGCAUUAAUAUUGACCACUCACAGCGUGCUUUGAAUAAGUGCUUUAUUAUAAAAUUCUUUAUACUUUCGAAGAUAUUGGCAAUUUACUUGCACAUAUUUUUAAUUUGAUUAUUACAUCUUCGCGAUAUUGCGGGUGAGGUGCUACAGCGUUUACAAGGAAUAGAAAGACAUUAGCUAUCGCAAGUUUUUAUAGCUAAUACAUAGUAAGAGUCCCGUAGAAAAAAACUGAAAUUAAUACAAUUCUUGCCAAAGAAAAGAUGGCAGAAAGUGAAAUUACACAAAAAGCGUCGUCAACGUCACAUGAUGAAAACAAUCAUGAUGUUGUAAUCGUAAAUGAAGCAAAUUCGGAUCAAUUUGGCAAUGCCAUCGAACAGUCUAAAGAAGGUAAAAUCAGCAGGAUUAGAGGCAAAGGAGUAAAUUUGUCUUGGGAAGACAUAAAUGUGUUUGUUACAAGAAGCAACAAAAAAUGCUUUGGUUUUCUUGGUGGUAAUGAAGAUAAAGAAGAUGUGUUACAGAUUCUUAAAAAUAUAUCAGGAGAGAUUAAAGCUGGAUCUCUUGUUGCUCUGAUGGGUUCAAGUGGUGCAGGAAAGUCAACCUUAUUAAAUGUUCUGUCGCAUCGCAACAUAUCUGCUGUCAAUGUGACAGGAACAGUAUUUCUCAAUGGAUCUCCUGUGCGUCAAGAAAUCAACACCAUGUCUGCAUAUGUUCAGCAAGAAGACCUGUUUAUUGGAACAUUGACUGUUCGUGAACAUCUUAUGUUUCAAGCUUUGUUGCGCAUGGAUAAAAACAUUCCACAAUCCGAGAGAGUGAGAAGAGUUGAAAAAGCAAUAACGGAGUUGGGAUUAGCGAAAUGCUCUGAGACUCUAAUAGGAAUUCCCGGAAGACUUCGUGGAAUUUCUGGCGGAGAGAAAAAGCGUCUUUCAUUUGCAUCAGAGAUUUUAACAGAUCCUCCAUUGUUGUUUGUUGACGAACCAACUUCAGGUCUGGACUCUUUCAUGGCGCAAACAGUUGUUGCAACCCUGCAGAAUCUUGCUCAUCAUGGUAUGACUAUUUUGUCAACCAUACAUCAACCAUCGUCAGAAGUGUAUCAAAUGUUCGAUAACUUAAUAUUGUUAGCGAAUGGUCGGUUAGCGUAUGUUGGUCCUCGAGAGGAAGCAAUUCCCUACUUUGAAAGGAUCAAUUAUCCGUGUCCCGUGAACUACAAUCCUGCCGAUUAUUUUGUUUACAUCCUCGCAUUUAUUCCGGAAAAGGAGGAAGAGUCAAAAGAAAGGAUUAAGUUCAUCUGUGACAAGCAUGACGAGUGGGAAGGCAGUAACAUAAAAAAGAAACCACUGAACGAAAGAGUGAAUUCUUUUGAAACAACUGUUGUAUCCGGAUCCAGGUAUCAAGCAAGCUGGCUGAAACAGUUUUUUGUCUUAUUUCAUCGUGCUAUGUUGAGUGCAAAACGGGACAAAAUGGUUUCAGUUAUAAGAAUCAUGCAAUCUCUUAUACUCGGCAUUGUUGUGGGUCUUAUAUACUUACGUCUUUCGUACAAUCAAGAAAACAUUCAGAAUUUUGCUGGUCUUUUGUUCUUUAUCGUAACAAAUCUGUCGUUCGCAAGCUUGCAGGGUGUUAUAUUUGUGUUUCCAGUUGAGGUUCCUGUUUUCCUUAGAGAACAUAAAAGUGGCAUGUAUCGAACUGACACGUAUUAUUUGGCAAAGACAAUGGCAGAGGUUCCAAUAUUUUCCAUUGCUGCUGUUAUUUUGAUUACUAUUUCCUACUGGAUGGCUAAUCUUCGUGAGGACGCUGGCGCUUUCUUUAUUUGCGUUGCAAUUGGCGUUUUGAUAGUCAACACAGCAGCUUCAUACGGCUAUGCUAUUUCAACAAUGACGUCUUCAGUUGAAACUGCUACCGCCCUGGGACCUGUUUGUAUGUUGCCUUUACUUCUCUUUGGUGGUUUCUUCGUGAACAACGAUACGGUUCCAGAUUAUUUUAUUUGGCUAAGGUAUCUCUCAUGGUUCAAUUAUGGCUUUGAAAACUUGAUGAUUAAUCAAUGGGAGGACUAUCCUGGCAUGAUAGCUUGUGAGCGUAAUAAUACUGCUUCAUGUGAUACCACGGGUGAGAUGGUUCUUAAGCGUUUUCAAUUGCACGAGGAAAACUUCUAUCCAAAUCUUUAUUACAUCAUCGCUUUGAUGAUUUCGUUCAGGAUUAUUUCAUUUGUUAUGCUCUACGUGAGAGCGAGAAGACUAACUUAAUUUUGUAAUUAUAGAAGUUAAAAUCUGUUGAGUUUAUGGUAAAUACAAUCUACGAACUGUUUAAAAUGCACGCGAAAUUUCGUUACACUUCAUCAUAUAUAACUACAAUAAAUCUACCUCACAGCACGAGUUGAAACCUAUAUUGUUAAAAAUUUAUAACGUUGUUCAUAGUUCAAGGCUUUUUUUAAGUUUACAUAAGUAUAUGUAAUAUGUUGUGUUAGAUGGUGUAUUCAUCCAUUAUACAAAUAAAAAUUAAAUGCGAUGUUGUAUGCA